Molecule: messenger RNA, 3455 nt
Organism: Dama dama (fallow deer)
Lineage: Eukaryota; Metazoa; Chordata; Mammalia; Artiodactyla; Cervidae
Gene: ACOD1
Product: aconitate decarboxylase 1
Exons: 5
Coding region: 94-1509 (471 amino acids)
Molecular function (GO): lyase activity
Source: RefSeq, a predicted model, not a curated record
GGGUUCGAGAGAAGGGAGAGGUAUAAAGACAGUCACCAGCAACCAAAUUUCUCCCCAGUUCCCUGCGGAGACAACCCUCGUCUUUAGAACAACAUGAUGCUCAAGUCUGUCACAGAAAGCUUUGCCAAAGUGAUCCACGGCUUGAAGGUGGGACACCUGACGGAUCGUGUCAUUCAAAGGAGCAAGAGGAUGGUUCUGGAUGCUCUGGGAGUGGGGCUCCUGGGAACCAGCACAGAAGUGUUUCACAAAGUCAGCAGAUACAGUAAAAUCUAUAGUUCCAAUGUAUCCAGCACCAUCUGGGGCCAGCCAGAACUCAGGCUCCCACCAACCUAUGCUGCUUUCGUUAACGGUGUGGCUAUUCACUCAAUGGAUUUUGAUGACACGUGGUAUCCUGCCACCCACCCUUCUGGACCUGUCCUUCCUGUCCUCAUGGCCCUAUCGGAAGCCCUGCCACCAAGUCCAAAGUAUUCUGGCCUUGACCUGCUGCUGGCUUUCAAUGUUGGUAUUGAAGUUCAAGGCCGAUUACUGCAUUUCUCCAAAGAAGCCUAUGACAUACCAAAGAGGUUCCAUCCUCCCUCGGUGGUGGGAACCUUGGGGAGUGCUGCUGCCGCAUCUAAGUUUUUGGGGCUCAGCGUGACAGAGUGCCAAGAGGCCCUGGCUAUUGCUGUUUCUUAUGCCGGGGCACCCAUGGCAAAUGCUGCCACUCAGACCAAGCCAUUUCACGUGGGCAAUGCUGCCAGGCAUGGGCUAGAAGCUGCGCUCCUGGCAAUGCUGGGUCUCCAGGGAAACAAACGGGUUUUGGAUUUGGAGACAGGGUUUGGGGCCUUCUAUGCCAACUAUUCUCCUAAAGUCCUUCCAGACCUAGAUUCACACACUUGGCUUCUGGACAAGCAGGAUGUGGCCUUCAAGCGUUUCCCUGCCCAUUUGGCCACCCACUGGGUGGCAGACACAGCUGCAUCGCUGAGAAGGCACCUUGUAUCAGACAAAGCCCCGCUGCCCAUUGACCGCAUUGAGAGAAUUGUGCUGCGAAUCCCAGACGUCCAGUAUGUGAACAGGCCCUUCCCCAGCUCUGAGCACGAAGCCCGCCACUCCUUCCAGUAUGUGGCCUGUGCCACGCUGCUCGACGGCGCCAUCACUGUCCCAGCCUUCCACAAACACCAGAUCAACAGGCCACAGGUGAGACAGCUGCUUGGUAAGGUGGAGCUGGAGCACCCUCGAGACAACCUACCAAACUUCAACUCACUGUACUGUGAGAUGAGUGUGGCCCUCAAGGAUGGAGCCGUCUUCACAGAGCAUUUGGAUACCUUCUACGGUCACUGGAGGAAGCCUCUGAGCCAGAAGGACCUACAGGAAAAGUUCAGAGCCAAUUCCUGCAGGACGCUGUCCUGCCAUGCUGUAGAAAGGCUUAUAGAGACAGUAGGAAACCUAGAAGACCUGGAAGAUUGCUCUAUGCUAACCACACUUCUGAAAGAACCCUCUCCACCAAAGAUAGCUUCAAAAUCUAUCUAGCAUUUAACAAUUCCAUCAUACAAUCUCUCCUGUGGCUUGACAACAUCCAAGUGACUUUGUAUCGGGGGAAAUUCAAUUUUCUGCUGUAGAGAACAAGGGUCUGUCCUUGGUCUGCCUGGGAACAAGUGCAGCACGCUUCAGCGCUUCAGAGCCCAGACACAGAACUGGAUAUACAUGGAAGCAGUCUUGCCCUGUAAAUUUUACAAGAUGGUUCCAGUAACCUAUUUUGGCAAGCUAAUGAAGGUGCAAGAAACACAGAGAAAUUUAUUUUAAAAGCAUUCAUAAGGCUGAAAUUCAAGUCACCUGUGCUUAGCUUAAACUUUUCAGAGGAGUUAUUUAUGAGCCUUUAUGAACCUCGAGGCAUGAGAGGGAUUUGAACUUCUACAUAAAACUUGCUGACAGUGAAGAUGGCUCUGGUCUGUUGUGCCACCAACAGACUUCUUAGACUAUGAGUUAUAAGAAGCCCUUCACAAUGGAGGGGAUGCUAUUGGGUUUAAAAUAAGGGCUUCAUUGUUUCAAAUCCUGCCUCUGCCAUUGACUAGCUGUGACACUGGGCAUGGUUUGGGGUAUCCUUCUAGUUAUGCUUUAUUUUUUAAAAAGUAUAAAAAAUAGAGCAGUUUGACUCUAGAAGCAGUAUUCUUAAUACAAUCUAUCAUCUUUCAUUACAAAAAAAAUUUUGAGACUAAUAUCACAGAUGUAGAAUCUGAGAUAUAAUAAAGUAUGACAGCCAAAACAUGGUAUAUAUGUGGACAGUCAAAUAAUAUUAAACUGUACAAAACAAUUAAAUGUCUUGUGGGGUUAAAAUUGCCACAUUAGUAUUACAUACACAUAAGCAGGGAGUUAUUGAAGUUCAUGUAUUCUAAAUUCCUUGCAUUGUCCAAGAAAAGGGCAAGCUAUUAACUCUAGACUUUGACUUGCAAGUGUGUAUGUUGACAUUUCCAGGGUGACUAUAUUAAAAAACAACAGUAGAAUGUAUCACUUCCAGGUUAAUAGAAGAAGAAAUAAGGAAUUAGGUAAAAAUAAUCCUAAGUAAAGUAAGAAAGGAAGGGGAAAAGAAAUACAGAAAAGACAGAACAAGCAGAAAGCACAAUAUAAAAUGACAGGAAAAAAAUCUAAAUAUGCCUACAAAUAUACUACAAAUAUACAAGUAUACUACUUUACAUGUCACGAUUCAUCCGUUUUACAUUUUAUUAGUUUUAGUAAAUGCAUAGAGUCGUGCAAAUACCACUGCAAUCCAGUUUUGGAAAACCACCACUUCCAAACACCCCUUAGGCCUGCUUGCAAUCAAUUCUCGCUCCCAUCUCCAGUCCUCUCCAGUCCUCAGCAGCCAAUGAUCUGCUUUCUAUCUCUACAGUUUUGUCUUUUUCCAACAUUUCAUAUAAAUGGAACCAUACAAUAUAUAGUCUUAUGUGUCUGGCUCUUUCACUUAGCAUAAGAGUUUUAUUCCACAUAUGUAUAAGAACUUUAUUCCCUUUCAUUGCUGAGUAGCACCCCAUCAUAUGGAUACACCACAUUUGUUUACCCAUUCAUUGGUUAAAGAGGAGGUAGAUAGCUUCCACUUUGGGGCUGUUAUGAAAAAUGCUUCUAUGAACAUUCACAAACACGUCUUUCUGGGGACAUAUCUUUCCAUUACUCGGGUGGAUUUCUACGAGCAGGAGUGCUGGAUCAUUUGGUAAGUACUUAUUUAUCUGUAUUAAAAACUGUUUUCCAAAGUAGCUUUAUCACAUUACAUUUCCCCCAGCAGUGUAUGAUGGUUUCAGUUUUCUCCUUAUUUUCACCAAACUUUGGAAUUAUCAGUCUUUCUCAUUUUAGCCAGUCUAGUGAGUAUACAAUUGUAUCUCAUUGUGGUUUUAAUUUGCAUUUUCCUGAUGACUAAUUCUUGCCCAUUUUUGCUUAUUAUUUUAAUUAGGUUAUCUUCUUAUUGAGUUUUAAGACUUCAUUUUCUA